UGUGUCUUCACUGCAGGCGGGAUGUUUAUCAGCUGGGUCAGCUGUAUGUGACGUUUUUACUUAUGUAUGAUAUCACGAAAUCUUUGGUCCCUUUCCGCUUGUGAAAUUUGGUUUUUCUAGCGGACGGUAAGCAACUAGUCAACUAGUGCAAUUGAACCCGGGUUGAAAAAGUAUAAAAGGGCUUGUCUUUUUUUGUCGAUUUGAGGUAUACAAUGUAUGCAUUCCACGACGCUGAGGACGGAAGCGACAAAAAAGUCUUCCUUCCAGCCGAGCGAAAUGGGCAACCCAUUCUAGAAGUUUUAACCAGAUUUCUGGACUCGAAGACACCAGGUUUGCAGUUCCUCGAAAUAUCAUCAGGCACUGGUCAGCACGCACUUUACUUCGCAAAUCAGUUUCCAAAUAUCACAUUCCAACCCACCGAGUACGAUGAAGAACUUCUGGCCAGCAUUGCAGCUUACGCGGACGAAAGCCGACAUGGCAAUAUGAAGCAACCCUUAUUUGUUGACAUAUCUCAACCAUGUCUUUUGAAUUUCGCCGGACAAUUCGACUACAUACUUAACGUAAAUUUAAUUCACGUCAGUCCAUGGGCGUGCACAGAAGGGCUCUUUAGAACUGCAGGCCAUGUGCUAAAACCUGGCGGCUUGCUUUUGACUUACGGUGCUUUGGCUAUAGAUGGUGUUUUGGAACCGGAGAGCAAUCGGGAGUUUGAUGAAGCUUUGCGGAAACACGAUCCUGAAUGGGGUAUCCGAGAUUUGCGGGACUUAAAGCAGGAGGCUGCCAAGAAUGGUAUUGUAGUAAAGGAGGUAAUUGACAUGCCGUCAAAUAAUAAAAUGGUGGUUUGGCAGAAAAAUGAGCAAUAAUGAUUGCUUGGUUAUGAAAUAGAGUGAAAGCAUUCAACUGGCAGGGAGACUUUAAAAGCAAAAUAUUUAUUUAAGUAUAUUUUUGUGUAACCUCAUAAAUGGCUGGAAAUAAAUGUCGUGUGCCUUGUUUUCUGAUAA
This is a messenger RNA of Hermetia illucens (black soldier fly), 998 nucleotides long. RefSeq names its product UPF0585 protein CG18661-like. NCBI's taxonomy places the organism in Eukaryota, Metazoa, Arthropoda, Insecta, Diptera, Stratiomyidae. The record is from RefSeq and is a predicted model, not a curated record. The transcript is spliced from 2 exons. The coding region runs from base 213 to 860 and encodes 215 amino acids.